ACUUCAAGCGCACCAAGUCGCCUGCCGCUCCACUCCAAAACUCGAAUUCGAAUAUAUUGUAGUGGUAUUACGAUAUUACCCAAUAGUCGCCGGCCAUGAAUCUGCGGUACAUCUGCACUGUGACUGCGGUGCCAACGCUCUGCGUUUUGCUGGUGCUUCUUCUGGAAUUCGUGGAGGAGGGCCUGGCCCAAAGUUCCGAUCCCCUUUUCGAACUUCCCGUCCAGCUGGUCGGAUUCCCCGUGAUCGUGCUCUCCGUCCGCCUGUCCCAGUUCGCCAAGAAGCUGGCCUACUCCCUCAGUCCCAGUACAUAUAGAUCUCGCAGCAGAAGGGACACCGCUCACCCACUAUCCCUUGAUGCUGAGCUGGCCCAAAAGCAGAUCCAGUUCGAGUUCGGACCUCAGGCCUGCAUCCUCGAGGAGCCAUGCCGCGUUCAUGCUUCCCGCAAUCUGGGUUCCAGUGACCGCCGAUUUCCCGGCAAUGGAAAUGCAAAGCCACAUGCUGCCUGGUCGGAGGUCUUGAGGAACUACAAAGUGCAAUCGGGCGUCAGUGGGAUGAAGCAAUGGUACCUGCUAUCCCUGUUCAUCGGCGAUGCUGUGCGGGAUGUGCCGCUCUGCAAGCACCUGGCCAAAAGGAUGCCCUGUCCAGGAGUCGGACCCUUACCCCCGCCCCAACCGCGUUGAAGAUCUGCUCGAUUCCACCUCUUCAAAUUAGCGGAGGAGGAGCAUCCGGAUGGAGUCCACUUAGUCAGUCGCAUCGGACAUCUUUGUUAAUCAUCCAUCUUUCGGCACUCGCAUCCAGCAUCCGGCAUCCAUGUGCUGUCCUCGUGCACCCCAUCAUUUCGUUGUACUUUUAGUUGCUUUUAAGGGUUUUAAUUUAAACGAACGCCCGCCAACAGACGUAGGCGCUUAGAUUUAUGAGUAAGCAAAUAAAUAAACAAACCAGCUGGAAAAAAUCAACCAAAA
Molecule: messenger RNA, 962 nt
Organism: Drosophila rhopaloa
Lineage: Eukaryota; Metazoa; Arthropoda; Insecta; Diptera; Drosophilidae
Exons: 3
Coding region: 96-680 (194 amino acids)
Source: RefSeq, a predicted model, not a curated record